GCAAAUAUGCCUGCCCUAACCUAUAACCAGAGUAAAGUCUUGUUACAAUUGUGUCCUUACGGAAGGAAGAGUGUCGUCUCCCCUCCUGCCCCCUCGCCUCACUGCUCUCCCUCCCACGAUGGCCUUGUCCCCCUCGUUCACUCCUCUCGGGGCAUCUUCUUCCUCCACUUCUCCUCAUUCAACCCCCUGCGCCAGCGCCCUUCUCUCUGCUUCCCAUCCCCAAUCUUUCCUUGCUUUCACUUUUUCUUCCUGUUCCCUCCUACACCAUUCCUCUCUCACUCUAACCCUUAAACGUUCCCGCACUCGCUCUUCUCUUCUCAUGAUCAGAUCCCAGACUUCUACAGUCUCUCACGUUGCAGACUUCACAUCUGAACCCGCUUUCUAUAAGGUUGAAGCCAUUUUGAGACCCUGGAGGAUCCCGCAGGUUUCAUCGGCAUUGUUAAAAAUUGGAAUCCGGGGAGUUACAGUUUCUGAUGUACGAGGCUUUGGGGCUCAAGGUGACUUGACAGAACGACAUGCUGGCUCGGAAUUUUCUGAAGAUAAGUUUAUUGCAAAAGUUAAGAUGGAGAUUGUUGUGUGCAGAGAUCAGGUUGAAGAAGUUGUUCAAAUGAUAAUUGAGGAGGCAAGAACUGGAGAGAUUGGUGAUGGCAAAAUAUUCUUGAUACCUGUGUCAGACGUUAUAAGAAUCCGCACCGGUGAGCGAGGAGAACAGGCAGAGAGGAUGGCAGGAGGGCGGGCAGAUUUGUUCUCCCAUGCUACUGGAAGUCUGGACUCUGGAUCAACAUCCUCUGCUUGAGCUGUGGUUGGCGGUGGUGGACUGGUGUGACUGAGUUGGUUAGGUUCUCUCUCUCUCGAAGCAGGCAAGCACUCAGUACCAGUUGUCACAACCAACAAAUAUGUUGGUGGCAUGGAAGAAUUAGAAUAAGACGGAAGAAGCAAAGAGGAAAACUCAAAACACACUAGGAACUUGCAAAAUGAGAGCUCAUAAUUGUGUUUGAACAAAUGUCGUCACACAGUUGAAUUUUUUAUGGAAAGGAAUUUAAAUUAUACAGUA
Messenger RNA from Andrographis paniculata, 1054 nucleotides. RefSeq names its product nitrogen regulatory protein P-II homolog. Gene Ontology annotation, cellular component: cytosol; chloroplast thylakoid. The coding region runs from base 119 to 796 and encodes 225 amino acids. Gene Ontology annotation, molecular function: enzyme regulator activity; ATP binding. Gene Ontology annotation, biological process: regulation of nitrogen utilization. NCBI's taxonomy places the organism in Eukaryota, Viridiplantae, Streptophyta, Magnoliopsida, Lamiales, Acanthaceae. The transcript is spliced from 9 exons. The record is from RefSeq and is a predicted model, not a curated record.